AUGCAUUCAGUAUUUUUAUUUCAUGCUAUUAAAGCUGGUCUUGAUAUGGGUAUUGUUAAUGCUGGUCAAAUUCCAAUAUAUAUUGAUAUUGAUCCUCGUCUCCGAGAACUUUGUGAAGCAUGUAUAUUUAAUAAACGAUCAACAGCAACUGAAGAAUUACUUGAUUAUGCUCAACAACUUAAAUUAAAUGCUGGUACUGGAGAUGAUAUUAAAGCAGGAAAAGAAGAAGAAUCGUGGAGAAUAAAUACAGCUGUUGAUGAACGUCUUAAAUAUUCAUUGGUGAAAGGAAUUGAUAAAUAUAUAGACGAGGAUAUUGAAGAAGCAAGACAUAAUUAUCCACGUCCCUUACAUGUUAUCGAAGGGCCAUUAAUGAAUGGUAUGAGUGAAGUAGGAGAAUUAUUUGGCGCUGGUAAAAUGUUUUUACCACAAGUUAUUAAAUCAGCAAGAGUCAUGAAGAAAGCAGUGAAUUAUUUAAUUCCAUUUAUGGAAGAAGAAAAACAAAGAAAUUUAAAAUUAUUAAAAGAACAAGGUAGUACCUGUAUAAGUGGAUUAGAUGCACAAGCAACUAUUGUUUUAGCCACUGUUAAAGGUGAUGUCCAUGAUAUUGGAAAGAAUAUUGUUGGUGUUGUACUUGGUUGUAAUAAUUAUCGAGUCAUUGAUUUAGGUGUUAUGACACCCUGUGACAAAAUUCUGAAAAUUGCAAAAGAAGAAAAUGCAGAUUUUAUUGGUUUAUCCGGUUUGAUUACUCCAUCAUUAGACGAAAUGAUUGUAGUUGCAAAAGAAAUGCAACGAUUAAACUUUCGUAUACCAUUAUUAAUUGGUGGUGCCACUACAUCAAAACAACAUACCGCAGUUAAAAUAGCUCCUCGUUAUCAUAAUGGCCCAGUUAUACAUGUAUUAGAUGCAUCGAAAAGUGUUGUUGUUUGUGGAAAUCUUCUAAAUAAAGAUAAAAAACAAGAUUAUGUAGAAGAUAUUGCUGAAGAUUAUAAUGAUAUUCGUGAUGAAUAUUAUGCCAAUCUUAAACAAAUACGUUGUUUAUCAUUAAAUGAUGCUCGAAAAAAACGAUGGAUUAGCGAAAAUGAAAGUGUUAAUAUAACAAAGCCAACAUUUUUAGGUACUGAAGUAUUCGAUAAUAUCGAUGCAGAAAAAUUAAUUGCAUACAUUGAUUGGAAACCAUUUUUCGAUGCUAUGCAAAUACGUGGCAAAUAUCCAAAUCGUGGCUAUCCAAAAUUAUUUGAUUGUAAAGAAGUAGGCGCACAAGCUCGUAUUGUUUUUGCUGAUGCACAAAAAAUUCUAUCGGAUAUUAUUGCACGAAAAAUAUUUUCAAUUCGUGCUGUUAUUGGAUUUUAUCCGUGUAAAACAGUCGGUGAUGAUGUUAUUAUUUAUGAUCCAAAAGAUCCAUCAAAACAAAUAUCAACAUUAUUCGGUUUAAGGCAACAAACAGAACGUGAUUCAAAUGUUUACAUGUGUUUAUCAGAUUUUAUAUCAUCAACUACAACCGACUAUAUUGGACUUUUUGCAUUAGCAGUUUUCAAUGUUGAACAAGAAGCACAACGAUUAGUACAAAAAGAGUCCGAUGAUUAUUCAUCGAUUAUCUUGAAAUUAUUAGGCGAUCGUUUAGCUGAAGCAUGUGCUGAAUAUUUACAUGAACGUGUUCGUCGGGAAUUGUGGGGUUAUGCACCGAGUGAAAAUCUAUCAAUUAAAGAACUACUAUCAGUAAAAUAUCAAGGUAUUCGUCCUGCUGCUGGUUAUCCAACACAACCCGAUCAUACCGAAAAGAAAGCGAUGUGGAAUUUAUUAAAUGCUGCAGAAGCCGUUGGCAUUGAAUUAACAGAAUCGCUUGCUAUGCAGCCACCAUCGGCUGUUUCCGGACUUUUUAUAUCUCAUCCUGAAUCAACUUAUUUUGCCGUUGGAAAAAUUAAUGAAGAUCAAGUACAUGAUUAUGCUGAUCGAAAAGGAAUGUCCGUCAAAGAAGUUGAAAAAUGGUUAUCACCAAUUUUAGCUUAUGAUGUUGAUACACAAUAA
Molecule: messenger RNA, 2025 nt
Organism: Rotaria socialis
Lineage: Eukaryota; Metazoa; Rotifera; Eurotatoria; Philodinida; Philodinidae
Source: the annotation of a GenBank genome assembly